This is a messenger RNA of Leucoraja erinaceus (little skate), 7034 nucleotides long. It is a transcript of the gene pik3cd, whose product is annotated as phosphatidylinositol-4,5-bisphosphate 3-kinase, catalytic subunit delta. Gene Ontology annotation, molecular function: 1-phosphatidylinositol-3-kinase activity; 1-phosphatidylinositol-4-phosphate 3-kinase activity. Gene Ontology annotation, biological process: phosphatidylinositol-mediated signaling; phosphatidylinositol 3-kinase/protein kinase B signal transduction; cell migration. The record is from RefSeq and is a predicted model, not a curated record. The transcript has 26 exons. Gene Ontology annotation, cellular component: plasma membrane; phosphatidylinositol 3-kinase complex; cytoplasm. The coding region runs from base 879 to 4013 and encodes 1044 amino acids. Lineage: Eukaryota; Metazoa; Chordata; Chondrichthyes; Rajiformes; Rajidae.
UCUAUCUAUCUAUCUAUCUAUCUAUCUAUCUAUCUUUCAGGCUAUACAGCUUUAUGGGCUCUUUUUCUCUAUUUUUUCACGAACUAACAAUAUCUCUACUUUAUAUAAUAUUCUCUUGCUCUCUACUUCUUGCUUUUCUUACUUUUUUUUACUAUUAAAUGUAAAAUAAGAAGUUUAAAAUAAAAUAUUUAAAAAAUAUGUUUUUAAAUCUGCAGGCGCUGGAAGUUCAAAAUAAAGCAAAAAAGGGAAGGUACAGUGGUGCAGCGGUAGAGUUGCAGCCUUUCAGUACCAACACCUGGGUUCGAUCCUGCCUCCGGGUGUUGUCUUGCACGUUCUCCCUGUGACCGCGUGGGUUUUUUUCCCGGGUGCUCCGGUUUCAUCCCAGUCCAUUUCCAAAGACGUGGGCGGUAUAGAUUAUAUCAGAGACUGGGUGGUUGAUUAUAUCCGAGGCUGGGAUGGAGUAUUGAUUAUAUCAGAUACUGGGUGAUUAUUGAUGACGCCAGAGGCCGUGCGAGAGUAUUGAUUAUAUCAGAGACUGGGUGAGAUGCGAUGAAUAUAUCAGACAUGAUAUUGACAAAGGGUGAGCUGCAGUGAUGAUGAGACACUGGGUGAGAUGUAAUGACUCUCUCAGACACAGGGGUUGAGCACACUUCCUGCUUGAAUCCGGCAUGGAUUUGGCCCGGACGUUGAUGUGACUGAAUCAUCGCCCAUCCAGUUCGCGGUUCUAUCAACCUUGUGAACAAGUCUCAGAAACGCCCAGCUCAAGCAUGAGGCCGUGCUAGCUGGAUGUCAGAUGGGUAGCAAUGGAAUUAUGGAUUCUACAACACAGGUUGUCUUCUGAUACAAAAAGGGGCGACCGGAGCUGAGACGUGGGCACGAUGCCCCCAGGAAUACAUUACCACCAGGACUUCUGGAGUGACGACGAGAAUCGGGAAGUGGAGGUUGAAUUUCUGCUUCCCACCGGCAUUUACUUGAACUUCUGCGUGCCGAGUAGUUCUUCAAUCAAGGUCAUCAAAGCGUUGCUAUGGCAGCAGGCUCAGCAGCAGCCUCUGUUCCACACACUCAGUGAACCCGAUGCCUAUGUGUUCACGUGCAUCAACCACACAGCGGAGCAGGAGGAGUUGGAGGAUGAGUGUCGGAGACUGUGUGACGUGCGGCCAUUCCUCCCUAUCCUCAAGCUGGUGGCCCGCGAGGGUGACCGGGCCGAGAAGCUCGUCAACUCCCAGAUCAGCCUCCUCAUUGGCAAAGGCCUGCAUGAGUUUGACAGCGUUCCCGACUCGGAGGUGAACGAGUUCCGCGGGAGCAUCCGUCAGUUCUGUGAAGAGAGGGCAGCGGAGAGGCAGCGCAGGUCAUGGCUGGACUGGAUGGAGUACAACUUCCCCAGGGAGCUGGAGCCCACCUCUGAAGCAAUGAACAACUGCUUCCCCCUGAAGCUGAAUGGCCGCAAUAUCGUCAUCAAUGUCAAGUUCCAGUACACUGAAGAGAGUUUCAGCUUCCAAAUCUCCUCGCAAGCCCCCCCUGCUCACCUGAUGAAGUUGGUGGUGAAGAAAAAAGCUACCGUGUUUCGGCAUAAAGCGGUUGAAGACGCGGACAAUUACACCCUGCAGGUCAACGGGACAGAAGAAUAUAUCUACGGCAAAUACCCCCUCGGCCGAUUCAAGUACAUCUGUACGUGUUUGUCCAAUAACCAAAUGCCACACUUGACGAUGGUCCAUAAUUCCACGAUAAAGUCCUACCAAGAGCAACAGUCCAACGGCAUUGGGCAAGUCACAAAGAGCCGGACACAUUCCAAGCCACCACCACUUCCCGUUAAAAAGCAGUCGAGUGUGACUCUCUGGGACCUGGAUAAGCCGUUUACAAUCGGCUUACAAUCGGGGAGCAAGGUGAACGCAGACGAAGGCAUGAAGCUGGUUGUCCAAGCUGGCUUGUUUCAUGGGAGUGAGAUGCUCUGCAAAAUGGUUUCCAGCCAAGAGGUCAACGUGAGCUCCGAGCCUGUGUGGAAUCAGGACCUGGAGUUUGACAUCAACUGCUGCGACCUUCCGAGGAUGUCGCGCCUGUGUUUUGCGUUGUACGCGGUGAUUGAAAAGGCCAAAAAAGCUCGGUCGACAAAGAAGAAAUCUAAAAAAGCCGAUUGCCCGAUAGCGUGGGUGAACACAAUGGUGUUUGAUUACAAGGACCAGCUGAAGACGGGCGGAGUUUGGUUACAUACGUGGCCGUCGGUGCCUGAUGACAAAGGCGAGCUGCUGAACCCGAUGGGCACGGUGCAGGGCAACCCCAACACCGACGGCACCGCCGCCCUGUACAUCCACUUCCAGGCUGUCGUCAACCACCCCAUCUACUACCCAUCCAUUGAAAGGAUUCUCGAACUGGGUCGGCAUGGAGAACGAGUCAAAGUAACCCAGUCAGAGCACUACCAGCUGAAGGAGAUCAUGGAACGUAAGGCAUGCACGGAGUUCUUCGAAGAUGAGAAAGAUCUGGUGUGGAAGCUGAGGUACGAGGUCCGUGACCAUUUCCACGAGGCGCUUGGUAAGCUGCUGUCUGUGGCCAAGUGGAACAAGCAUGAAGAUGUUGCUCAGGUGAUUUACCUCCUGCAGUCGUGGAAAGAGCUGCCGGCACUGAACGCCCUGGAGCUCCUGGACUACACCUUCCCCAGCCGUUACGUCCGCUCGCUGGCGAUAGAAUGUCUGAGGAAGCUGAGUGAUGAAGAACUCUUCCAGUAUCUCCUGCAACUGGUUCAAGUGUUGAAGUACGAACCAUACUUGAAUGCCGACCUGACUAAGUUCUUGUUGGAGAGAGCUUUGACCAACAGAAAAAUUGGGCACUUCUUGUUCUGGCACCUCAGGUCAGAGGUGCACCUCCCCGCAGUGUCACUGCGAUUUGGAUUAAUCCUGGAGGCGUACUGCCGAGGAACCAACUACCACAUGAAGUCCCUGUUGAAGCAGUGUGAAGCGUUAAAGAAAAUGAAAGCCCUGAACGACUUUGUGAAGUCCAGCUCCCAGAAGACGACCAAAGUGAAAACGAAGGAAGCCUUGCACAUGUACAUGAAGCAGGAGACGUGCAUGGAGUCUCUCUCCAACUUCUACUCUCCUCUAAGUCCCAGCAACUUCCUCAUGGAACUCUGGGUGGAGAAAUGCAAGUUUAUGGACUCCAAGAUGAAGCCUCUGUGGAUUGUUCACAAGAUUCCGGACGGAAGUCAAAUUGGUAUCAUUUUCAAGAAUGGAGAUGAUCUUCGCCAGGACAUGUUGACAAUACAGAUGAUUCGGCUGAUGGAUGUUCUGUGGAAGAAACAGGGUCUGGACUACAGGAUGAUUCCAUACGGCUGUCUGUCGACGGGGGAUAAAACGGGAGUGAUCGAGGUGGUCCCACAGUCGGAGACUAUCGCCAAUAUCCAGCUCAAUAAAAGCAACAUGGCGGCCACCGCAGCUUUCAACAAAGAUGCUCUCCUGAACUGGCUGAAGUCAAAGAACCCAGGGGAAGCGCUGGAACGAGCCAUCGAGGAGUUCACCCUCUCGUGCGCCGGUUACUGCGUGGCCACAUACGUGCUGGGCAUCGGAGACCGACACAGCGACAACAUCAUGAUCAAGGAGAACGGACAGCUCUUCCACAUUGAUUUCGGACACUUCCUGGGAAACUUUAAGAGCAAGUUUGGCAUCAACAGGGAGCGGGUCCCUUUCAUUUUAACCCAUGACUUUGUCCACGUGAUCCAGCAAGGAAAGACCAACAACAGCGAGAAGUUUGAAAGAUUCCGGAAGCAUUGUGAACAGGCCUACAUGAUUCUGCGAAGGCACUGCCCUCUCUUCAUUAAUCUCUUUGCACUGAUGCAGGCAGCCGGCCUCCCUGAGCUCAGCUGCUCCAAGGACAUCCAAUAUCUCAAGGAUUCUCUGGCUCUGGGCAAGACAGAGGACGAGGCCAUGAGACAAUUCAAGAUGAAGUUUGACGAGGCUCUGCGAGAGAGCUGGAAGACCAAAGUGAACUGGAUGGCCCACAAUGUGGCCAAGGACAACCGCUCCUAGCCCCGUGACCGGCUCUGCCUCGGCCCAACGCACGGGAGCAGAGCUCCGCCAGGCACCGUGACCGCUAGCAUCCGGCCGGGACAGAACUAGUCGGCCAGCGACCGGCAGAUACACAGACGCCUGCAGAAUGCAAAACUUUUUCCCAAUGUUUUUGACGAACUUUGAUAGAUGUUUACAAAGUGACUGCGGCUGCCCCAUUCUGAGGUCUUGGGUACAGAGCUGGCACUGAAAACCCACCCCCCAGCGGUACCCACCCCCACGACCACCUACUGUAUCAGACUUUUCCCUUAAUGCCCGAGUGGAGCCAGUGCUGCCAGGGAUAGGCCACGUGGACAACCCUUGGAUGAACACAAAGUAACUCACCAAGGUCUGGUAACGUCUCUGGAGAGAGAAAGCCCUGGCGAUGAUUCCCGCUCUCCUCCACUUUCCCCACUUUCAAGAGAAGGUUUUCUUGACGGUGGCGGUCAAAGAUAUCCAGAGUCCAGUCAGAGGGAGCGUUGGUGUCUUCCAGAGCUGUGCGCGGGGCUUUACCCAGGCUCCGUCAGAAGGUGCGGCCGUCUGCUUCCGUGAAGCAACUCAGCCGGGACUAGACUCGCCUUCACUCCUCGUCAAAGCUUGUGGCCAAACAUCGGCCACUCUCACCCCCCCCGGGCUCCUCGAACGAUCGAUCCCCAGUGGAUGCCAGCGCCCUGACCUACCUGGGUCGACAGACCGAGACAUAUUGCCAAGACAAGCCUCCCUCCAGUACUCCUAUCCCAAGAGACAGUUUCAUUGUGGAAGGAAGAACAUGUGUUUUGGUUUACGCCUGGUUGAAGAUGGAUGGUUUUGAGUUGGGGGAGGGGAAGGAAUAUUGGUUGCUGCAGAUGCACAAGGAGAGGUGAAGAUGAAUGGUUUAGGGCCCAGAACUAAUUUAACAAGCAUUGUUGCUGAGCGGUAAGACGUGGUCAACACCCUUGUGGAGAAGGUUGCCCGAGCUCCCCCAUCCCCCACCCCAUCCAUGGAAAGAGGACGAGGUUGUACAGAACCUUGUGGAGCAGCGGGUAGAGCUGCUGUCUCGCAGCGCCAGAGACCCGGGUUCGAACCUGACCUGGGCCGCUGUUCGUGAGGGUUUCCUCCGGGUGCUCCGGUUUCCUUCCACAUCCCAAAGACGUGCGGGUUAGUAGGUUAAUUGGCCCCUAGUGUGUAGGGAGCGGAUGAGAAAGUGGGAUGAACAUUGAACUAGCGUGAACGGGUCAUGGAUGGUCGGCGUGGGCUGAAGGGCCUGUUUCCAUGCUGUACCUUUAAACUAAACCACUGUUGGGUAUUGGGGUCUAACAAUGUGUCUUUGGAAGCCAAUGGUAGAGGAUUGCCUUGGCAGGGGGCCAGAGCAUGGUGAGAUGGUGGAGAGGGGGUGAGAGGGUCUGUUUGUGUAGGUUUGAAAGCGGGAAUGGUUUUGAGGUGGGGAGGGGACGGAACACUGGUCGUUACGGACACACAAGGAGCGGUGAGUCCACUCGCCCAACGUCAACGGUUUGAGACUAUUCAGUCAACUCCAGUGAGCAUCUUGAAGAGAUGGACGUGCAUUGGCGAGUGUCCAAUAAGUGUUGGCUUGAUGCCAAGGGAAGGUGGCUUGUCCCAGCACUGAAGCCAAAGCGACCAUGGGAACUCCUGCCCAAACGCCUUCAUGAAACAACCUUGGAUGUGGAUCCAUUCAGCCAAGGCUCCAUCGUUGACCAAAGCAGCCUUGGGUUGACCACACUGAUAAACAAAGAUGCAAAGCUGGUGAAACUGCACCUUGAUGAAGUUAAAUGUGCCUUUGUUUUGCUUCUUAUGCAAACCUAUGUGUGUAAAUUGAGCUGUUUAAUAUUUGCAUAUUUAAAAACAAAAGUUGAAUGUUUUUUUUCCUGUUCUUUUUAUCGAUGGUACUUAUUGUGUCGCAUCUCAGAGGAAUAUGUUUACAGAACUAAUAUCCCAAGACAAGUGAAACAACUCGUGAAAGUGAACUUUGUCAGCAGCAAUGACAAAAGACCAGACUUUUUUUUUUGCUGAUUUUAUAACAACGUUGAAUCUGGGCAAAUUUAGAAAUUUGCAUGUACAGGUACAAUGCCCUAGAUAUGUGGCUGAGACAGGAGGUAACUGUGAGUGUUGGUCAAGCAUAUAGGUAACUUUAUGUCCCGGGGGGAGGGGGGGGGGUCAGUCUGGCGUCUGGCAGCAGGUGGCAAGGGGCUGGGUCAAUGCCCCAUGCCACCAAUAAUUCAUUUCCCAAAUACAAGAUGCUUUUCCUUAAAGAACAACAGUUGGAUUAUUCAUUUCACAACCCACUGUGUGCGUGAGCGUGCACACACGUGUGUGUGUGUGUAAGUGCAUGAGGGUGUGUGUGCAUUAUGGUGUAUGUGGGCUUGUGACCGCUCAGGUUCCCACUAAAUCUUUCCCCCCUCACUUUCAACCUAUGACGUCUGGUUCUCCGUUCCCCUUCUCUGGGCAAGAGACCCUGUGCGUCUACCUGAUCUAUUCCCCGCAUCGACCUCCUGUGCUCCAAGGAAUUAGAGUCCCAGCCUGCUCAGCCUCUCCCGACAGCUCAGACCCUCAAGUCCUGGCAACAUCCUUGUAAAUCUUCUCUGCACCUUUUCCAGCUUGACAACAGCUUUCCUAUAACAUGGUGCCCAGAACUGAACACAAUACUCUAAAGGUAGACAAAAGUGCUGGAGAAACUCAGCGGGUGCAGCAGCAUCUUUGGAGCGAAGGAAAUAGGCAACGUUUCGGAACAAAACACUUCUUCAUGUUUUGCUGUAGUAUUUAAUUUAAAAAACACCUUAAGAACUCAGGCAAUCAUCUCAGCACCAUCUCAGUUCUGAAACGUUGCCUAUUUUCCUUCGCUCCAUAGAUGCUGCUGCACCCGCUGAGUUUUUCCAGCAUUUUUGUCUACCUUCGAUUUUCCAGCAUCUGCAGUUCCUUCUUAAACAAUACUCUAAAUGUGGCCUCACCAACUUCUUUAUUUGUUUAAAGAAGGCACAUCUCUUCCCCCCCCCCCCCCCCCCCCUC